This is a messenger RNA of Zonotrichia leucophrys gambelii, 417 nucleotides long. Its product is annotated as zinc finger protein 70-like. The annotation marks the transcript as partial. Gene Ontology annotation, biological process: regulation of transcription by RNA polymerase II. Gene Ontology annotation, cellular component: transcription regulator complex; PcG protein complex; chromatin. Gene Ontology annotation, molecular function: DNA-binding transcription factor activity, RNA polymerase II-specific; RNA polymerase II cis-regulatory region sequence-specific DNA binding. The transcript has a single exon. The record is from RefSeq and is a predicted model, not a curated record. Lineage: Eukaryota; Metazoa; Chordata; Aves; Passeriformes; Passerellidae.
AGGCCCUACGAGUGUCCCGAGUGCCAGAAGAGCUUUCAGACAAGCUCUGAUCUCCUCAGGCACCAGCUCAUUCACACUGGGGAGAGGCCUUUCUGCUGCCCUGAGUGUGGGAAGGGCUUCAAGCGCAACUCCCACCUCAUCAUCCACCAGCGCAUCCACACUGGGGAGAGGCCCUACCAGUGCCCCACCUGUGGGAAGAGGUUUCAGACCAGCUCAAAUCUCCGUCUGCAUGAGCGGAUUCACACAGAGGAGAGGCCCUUCCGCUGCCCUGACUGUGGGAAGGGAUUCAAGCAUAAGUUCACCCUCAUCAGGCACCAGCGCAUCCACACAGGGAAGAGGCCCUUCGAGUGUCCCCAGUGUGGGAAGAGUGUCACCCAGAGCUCUGACUUGACCAGUCACCAAUGGGAGCACCGGUAA